Carlito syrichta (Philippine tarsier) is the source of this 661-nucleotide messenger RNA. RefSeq names its product cytochrome c oxidase assembly protein COX19. Gene Ontology annotation, biological process: mitochondrial respiratory chain complex IV assembly. The record is from RefSeq and is a predicted model, not a curated record. The transcript has 2 exons. Gene Ontology annotation, cellular component: mitochondrial intermembrane space. Lineage: Eukaryota; Metazoa; Chordata; Mammalia; Primates; Tarsiidae. The annotation marks the transcript as partial.
GUGAAUGUAAAAGCUUUAAAGAAAAAUUCAUGAAGUGUCUCUAUGACAAUAAUUUUGAAAAUGCUUUGUGCAGAAAUGAAUCGAAAGAAUACUUAGAAUGCAGAAUGGAGAGGCAGCUGAUGGCACAAGAACCACUGGAAAAACUGGGAUUCAGAGAUCUGCUGGAUGGAAAGUCGGAGGCAAAAAAUGAAUUUUGAUGAGAAGACCCGGGCAGUGUUGUGUGUUUGCCGGGUGGAGGGCAGCACACUGGCCCCUUGACCCUGAAGGCGUGCACGUGCUGUUCCCAGACGUCGGCUCCCAGGUGUCCCGAGACGCCCCCGGGAAGCCUGAGCAGAGGUGUUCCCUCCUUGGGUAUGUCUCAGAGUUAGGGAAGCAGCUUGUCUUGUGACACUCCCAAGUUAUUUUCCGAAGUUACAGUUCCUUUUAGAGCCUCGUUUUCCCUUGGAAGAGUGUUUUGUCAUUAAGUCCCUGUGUGGGACAGAGGUCCAGGGGUGGGGGGGUGAUGGAGGUGCCAGGGCGGGUUAUGGGCUCUCUCAGGCGGGGGUGCCAGGGCUCUGUCAUAUGGGCAGCUUUACCUUCAGGACUCUGAGCGCUCUUCACUUCAGACAUGCUGAAUGUGCACAAUUCCAGUGUGUUCUAAACAGAUACUGCCAGAAAAUAA